CGGGCAGCGGACCUUUACAUAAGUUGCGUUGACGGUGGCGGCGGCGUUUUUUUGCGCAAGUAUUCGAAUUCUAGUGCGUAACGGCGGCGCGGCGGGUAAUACCAACACGCGCGUGGAGAGAGACGAAAACCGUUUAAAUGUCGAACGGCCCUCUUAGGCGUCAGUCGUCAGUCGUCGAACAUAUCGCAACUUUGGCCGGUCCGUCUGGCUAAAUAGAUCCACGUGAAUAUAACUUAAUAAUAAUAAUAACCUAACCCCCCCUGAUCGGUGUCCGCAGCGAUCGAGUGUAGUGAUAUUGUACAUUCUCCUCGAGAAUUUCUAAAAUGGUAAUAUUUUAAUUUUCCGGAAAUAAAAACGAGUACAAUUACAAAACAUACGAAAAAAAAUUAUUAAUACACGUAACUUUCUCAUGCAUUGGUGGUGUCAACGUCAUCGUUGAAAUACAUAUUUCAAGUGUCCCCCGGCGAGUUCUACGUCGGCGACGGCGGCGGCGUCAUGUCUGAGAGCGACGACGAACCGUCGGCCACAACGUGGAACGCCACCGCCGCUGUGGCCGCGCAGUGGAACGGCACCGACGCCGUGGAAGAGCUGUACUGUGGCGCCGACGGGUCGGCCGCGUUCCAAACGCUCGUCUACCUGACGUACACGAUCGUGUUCGUGGUAUCGCUGGUCGGCAACGGUCUGGUAUGCUACGUGGUCGUGUUCUCCGCGCAGAUGCACUCGGUCACCAAUUUGUUCAUCAUGAACAUGGCCGUCGGCGACCUGCUCAUGACGCUGUUCUGCAUUCCGUUCUCGUUCGUCGCCACGCUGCUGCUCCAGUACUGGCCGUUCGGCAGCGACCUGUGCCACACCGUCAGCUUCGCCCAGGCGGUCGCCGUGCUGGUGAGUGCAUACACGUUGGUAGCCAUUAGCGUUGACAGAUAUAUUGCUAUCAUGUGGCCACUGAAACCAAGAGCCAGCAGACAUCAGGCCAAAUACAUAAUAGCAUUAGUUUGGACUGUCGCUGUAAUCACAGCGUUUCCAAUACUUCUAGUUACCACAUUGGAGCAGCCAUCGAGUUGGCAUCAGGAAUGUGGACUUUAUAUUUGCAACGAGAAAUGGUCAAGUGAGAACGUCCGACAUUACUAUAAUGUAGCAUUGUUAGUUCUUCAAUAUUGCAUACCAUUCGCUGUUCUUCUAUUUACAUAUGUCAACAUCGGGGUAGUUGUAUGGGGCAAAAGGACUCCAGGCGAGGCUCAGAACUCCAGAGACGUUAGAAUGGCUAAGUCGAAGAGAAAAAUGAUAAAAAUGAUGGUGACUGUGGUAAUAGCGUUCACAGUUUGUUGGCUACCAUAUAAUAUACUUCUGAUCUUGUGGGACCACGAACCUUCGCUGAGCACGUGGAGCAGUCUGCCGUACGUCUGGUUCCUGUUCCACUGGCUGGCCAUGUCGCACACGUGCUACAACCCGCUGAUCUACUGUUGGAUGAACACCCGGUACCGGACGGGUUUCGCGGCCGUCCUGCGCAACGUUCCCGGGUUCGGGCGGUGUUUGGGUGGCUAUUUGAGGGCCACGCAACACCAGUCGCACCGGUACAACAGCCACAACGAUCCCAGCCAGGCGGACGGCCUGCACCGGAUCAACACAACGUCGUCGUUCGUGUCGGUCAAGUCGCGGCUCAAGUCGUUCAACGGACGGCCCGCGGCGUACGGCCGGAACCGCCAGAACUGGCACGAGGAGAGGCUCUGAGCGCCGCCGCCGGAACCACCGUUCGUGCAGCGUCCCAGCUGACGGCCAGACAUCCGGAGGAAAAAUGCCGUUAUCGCUGAACCGCACGCUUUUCUUUUGGACUCGGGCACGGCGCGCCGGCGGGCAAUCGACAAGCAGCGCGAACCGCACACUUUACGUAUUUUAUAUCGCUCCGUUUCGGCAUACACCAGGCGGCACAGGACCUAUAAGGUGGGAGGAGAUGUGCGGAAAGUCACCACAGUUAGAGAUACCUUCCCCUCCCCUUAUGAAACAGUGAUUUGUCGAUCACUUGACGUUUUCAAAUCACUGUUUUUCUAGAACAACUAACUACAUGAAUGUGUAAUGUGUUUCUGCAAAAGUGUAAAAAAAAAUACUCAUUAAUUUCCAAUUUGUAAUGAUGGAUAAAACCACAGAAAUUACACGAUUUCAGCUUAAAUCAGUCCAUCCAAAACGUAAUUCCUAUUAUACGUUUGGUUAAUUAAGAUUACAAAAGGAUUAAAUAUGUUAUGUGUAACCAUAUUUAUAUAGGAAAUUGAUGAAAAUCUCCGCUUUUUCAUUUUUCUCUUAUUCAAACAUUUAAAAUACAAGUUAAAUAUUUCAAAAAAAAUAAUAUGAAUUUAAAACACGAACAUCGACAAAGCGGAAUCACAUUUCAAUAUACACUCGUGAACCAUUAGUUUUUGUUUUUUCAUCUUUUACGAGUAAAAUUUCAACAGCUCUUUGAAUAAUACCAAAAGAGAACAAUCAUACUCCUAUUCCACCAAAAUUCCGCCUGUGAUUCAUAUUGUAUACAGAAAUAAUCUGCACACUUUUAGUUGAAUAAAAACCUAAAAUAAAUCGCACUAUUGUUUAGACUAUAGGCCAUCAGAUAAUAUAGCAUGAUAAUAACCGCACAUAAAAUCACUACAGAAGUCGAAUUUUAAUUACGAUUUUAGUAGUACAUUGAUUGUAUUAACAUGUGCGUAUGGAUAAAUAAUAUUAGUGCUUAAAACUCAUGUUUUUCCACACUCUUUAAAUGUAUUUUUUUAUAUUAUUUUUUAAGUCAGACAAAUACAGUUUUUAUUUAUUUCAAUUAUCAUAAGUUAUAAGUAAUACAUUUUAUAAUUUAAAAAUAUAUCAAUAUUUCCAAAUUAUAAAAUAAUUAAAAAGUCUGUAGUUUUUUGGACACAGUAACCAUAAAAAAAAAUUGCGUUUUAAACUACUAAAAGUGUGCUGAUUUUGUACUGUAUUUUAUGUAAAGUGUUUGGUUUUUGUAUUCAAUAGUCGUUACUUGUUAUUACUAUUAUGGUCAUUAUUUUUACUGUUAAUGCGAAACGCAUCUUUUCGUCCGACAUGCAUUUUGUGAUGUUAUUUUUUCUCAUAUAAAACAAAGAGUAUCAGUCAUACGCCAUUUAUAAUAUAAGUUGUAUUUUUAUUGUGCAAUGGUCAAAUCGGUUCAAAAAAAAAUUGGGCAAGGUGAUUUUUAAGUUAAAUUAUAUGCGUCAUGAUGCUUCUUCUUUAAAAAAAAAAUGUAUUAUAAUACCUAUUAUAUUUAUAAAAACACAUUUUAUGUUUACCACAACAAUUAUAGAAAUUAACAAAACGUAGUUUUGUAUGUUUUUAUAAAAAUAUAACUUGUAUAUUAUUUUAUAGGUUAAAAAUUUGUGAUUUUAUUGAAAAUUCGAAAAAAAUAUGUUAUUUUAGAAAAUGUUUAACAUAUUGUGGAUAAAUUAAAAACUACUUCGACCACUGUACAAAAUAUAA
Messenger RNA from Aphis gossypii (cotton aphid), 3471 nucleotides. Its product is annotated as RYamide receptor. Gene Ontology annotation, molecular function: neuropeptide Y receptor activity. Gene Ontology annotation, biological process: neuropeptide signaling pathway. Lineage: Eukaryota; Metazoa; Arthropoda; Insecta; Hemiptera; Aphididae. The transcript is spliced from 7 exons. Bases 496 to 1728 code for a protein of 410 amino acids. Gene Ontology annotation, cellular component: membrane. The record is from RefSeq and is a predicted model, not a curated record.